AUGCCGCGCAUCCGCACGAGCCGCACGCGCGCGCCGCCGGCGGGCUUUGAGGACAUUGAGCCGAUCCUCGAGGAGUAUGAGACCAAGAUGCGCGAUGCCGAAAACGAGUCGCAGGAGGGCAAGCGGAAGGCCGAGGGCGUGUGGGGCAUCCUGCGCGUCACGCACCUGCGCUCCCGCUACAUAUACGACCUGUACUAUAAGCGCGAGGCCAUUAGCCGCGAGCUGUAUGACUGGCUCCUCGAGCAGGGAUAUGCGGACGCAGCUCUGAUCGCCAAGUGGAAGCGCACCGGCUACGAAAAGCUGUGCUGUGUGCGGUGCAUCCAGUCGCGCGAUAUGAACUACGAGGGGUCGACGUGUAUCUGCCGAGUGCCGCGCGCCCAGCUGCGGCCCGGCACCUUUGUCGAAUGUGUGCACUGCGGUACGUCCCUGCGGCUGACGCCAGGCUGUCGCGGCUGCAGCUCGUCCGACUGA
Malassezia sympodialis ATCC 42132 is the source of this 471-nucleotide messenger RNA. RefSeq lists its product as uncharacterized. Gene Ontology annotation, biological process: mRNA splicing, via spliceosome. The record is from RefSeq and is a predicted model, not a curated record. Gene Ontology annotation, cellular component: spliceosomal complex; nucleus. The transcript has 3 exons. Bases 1 to 471 code for a protein of 156 amino acids. Lineage: Eukaryota; Fungi; Basidiomycota; Malasseziomycetes; Malasseziales; Malasseziaceae.